CAUGAACGAGCUAAUGAACUGGGAAGUUCGCUAAAUUUCCCUUCACCAGUGCCACCUGCUUGGACCUGGGCGUAGGGAUUGGCGCUUAUCGCUUGGUGCACUUUUGAAAGAUAGCACAAUUCAUACGUAAGCUAUAGGGCUUCGCGUCGCCCCCGCCGACAAACUGAGCCUGCGCACACAAGUACACAAGCGAUAUGGACAAGAAAGACAAGAAGGCUCGCGUGGAUACGGAUAAUAAAGAUAAGAAAGAUAAGAAGCACAAGAAGGCUCGCGUGGAGGGAGCGACGGAUGUGGGCGGGGCUGCGGGGGAGGCUUCGGACCCCUCUGUCGAGACCACCGGUCGCAAGUGGACCCUCAGCGUGGGGCUCCCGGGCACCCUGCUGGAUGCACCGUCCUCUGUAGAGUUUGCGGUAGCUACCGCUGGUCAGAUUCACAGGGCAGCAGCAAACUUCCAGGUGGAUGAGGUGGUGGUUUAUGACGACUCGCUGGCGGCGACCACCUUCCAGCCCGGCCAGCCGCUGUCCGCGGCCAGUGUGACGCCCGGCACUGCGCUGCUGGCGCGUAUACUUCAGUACCUGGACACGCCGCCCCACCUGCGGCCGAACAUGUACCCAGAGGAGGUGUUGCAACAGCAUCCGGAGCUACGGUUGGCGGCAUCGCUUCCGGUGCUGUCGCCGCCGCACCACGCGCGGCCGAGCGCCGUGUGGAUGCCGUACCGCGAGGGCGUGGUGCUCAAGGCGGAGGCGGGCACGGGCAGCUAUGUGGACGUGGGGCUGGACCGCAUGGUGUACCUGGAGCACAGCCUGCAGCAGGGGGCACGUGUGACGGUGCACCUGGGCGACAUGGAGCCGGUCACACGCUUCUUCGCGGCCUACUCGGAGACCAUGAUCGUAGGCACGGUGGUGCCGCCCUCGGAGCCCCGUGAGCGGCUGGGGUUGUACUGGGGCUACACCGUGCGCAUUGCACUGGGCCUACAGCGCGUGUUCAAGGACGCUGCCGUGAGCAAGACCGGCAGCUACGACCUGACUAUCGGCAGCAGCCCAGCCGGCGCCGACACGGACCCGGGGUCGCUCGUGAUGCCGCGCUUCAAACACGCGCUAAUGGUCUUUGGCGGCGGCAGCCCGGUGGCCGCGGCAGCGGCGGUGGCGGAGGGCGGCGCCAAGGCCAAGCCCAAGGCGGUGCCGGGCCAGGCGGUGCCGCAGCAGGACCUGGACCAGAUGGUCAACCGGGUGCCGGACUGGGAGCACAAGACGCCGCAGGACGUGUUCAACCUGUACCUCAACACCACGCCACACCUUGGCACACUGCGCAUUCGCACCGAGGACGCCAUCCCGGUGGCGCUAUCCUACCUCAUCAUGCCGCUACUCAAGUACGGAAAGCAGUAGCACUUCACGGCCCUGGUCCGCAAUCGUAGCAGGAGGCUGCCUGCGUCCACCCUGAAAAAGGGGGUGACACCUAAUAUGCCUCAUAGUCAUGACGUGUGUGAUACGAGCGAGCGCUAUUCUGGUGAAACGGUGAUUUGAUGGGAUGGAGCAGGCACGCGACGCUUGACGAGGGGGUUUGAUGGGCCUAUCAGGAGGGGCUGAUUUGGGGUGGUGUGCUUGCUAGGCUGUGAUUGUGCGGCAGCGAGGGCAGAGGUAGGCGGUGCAACGAAGCCAUGGUGACGGCUGUAUUUGGUCAGGACUCAGGGCGCAGGGUUGGAGGAAAAAGAGGAGUCGCCGAUCUGGGGGCAACUGGGGGUAUGGCGUGGGCGGGGUGUCAAACCAUACUGUCCCAUGCGUUUCCACAACCUGCACAAAAUCACAAAACAC
This is a messenger RNA of Chlamydomonas reinhardtii, 1811 nucleotides long. RefSeq lists its product as uncharacterized. The transcript is spliced from 7 exons. The record is from RefSeq and is a predicted model, not a curated record. NCBI's taxonomy places the organism in Eukaryota, Viridiplantae, Chlorophyta, Chlorophyceae, Chlamydomonadales, Chlamydomonadaceae. Bases 195 to 1385 code for a protein of 396 amino acids.